Messenger RNA from Aureobasidium vineae, 2565 nucleotides. Lineage: Eukaryota; Fungi; Ascomycota; Dothideomycetes; Dothideales; Saccotheciaceae. The record is from the annotation of a GenBank genome assembly.
AUGUGCGACGUCAGGGAGACUAAGAGCCGCAAGACACUGAAGUGUGCUUGGUUGCCGUUGCCUAUGGAAGAAGAACCUUCUCUCGAACUGGUCAAUGACGGCGGACUGCUCUACGAUAUACCCGCAUCCGAAUUGAAGCUAGUACAGACCUUCAACGAGGGAGACAUCAUCAUCUACAAGAACUGGAUCGGCCGCAUAAAGGACUGCUUUGACGAAGUCACUGUUCGUCUGACCGACAAUGGCGUCGUAGCUAUCGCAGAUGAGGGCAAGCUUGAACCCAUGAGCGGUGAUCCUGAGGAGAGAUUUGCUGUUGGAUCACUGGUCCGGACGAAGAAGGGUGUUCUCAGGACAGGCAGAUGGAUCUUCGGGACAUACUCUCCAAACACACCUCCUAUCGGUGUCGUUGUCGAUGUUCGUACCAAAGAGUGUCAGGUCGACUGGUUACAUCCUCGCAUGGAGAGAGCCAGUGAGUUCCCAAUCUGGAGUAGUGCUCCCGAAGGUGUUCUCGGGCCCGACGAGCUAGAAAGCAACGAAGUCCGCCUGUACGACAUCUCAAACAUGCCAAAAGAACCUAGCUCAACCAGAUCGCGCUCGGAUCCAGAGCUUCAGGGUGGACUGCGUGUACGGUUCAAGGACCUUUCUGCAGCCUGUACUAAGUACGAUGGAUCCAGAGCUCAUGGAAAACUCGAGAAGCUUGACCGCACACAAAGUCUUGGUUACGAUCUGAACGUCUUCACCAUUACCAGCACUACUACAGAAGUCGAUGUUCUCUGGAGCGACGACUUGACCACAGAGACAGUACGAACAACUUCGAUCAUCCCAGAUCCCUCAAUCGAUGACGAAGACGCAGUGUUUCCCGGCGAAGUCAUUUGCACAAACGAGACGAGAGAUGCUCCACCCGAAGCUAUGACCUCAUGGGCCACAACACCGGCUCGUGUUGGCAUUGCCAACAGAGUUAACAUUAAGGAUCGAAUAGCUCAUGUUACAUGGUUCCAAAACUCCACACUGUCAUUCUGCGAUAAGAGCAUGGAUCUGCUCGUCCCCAACACAAAACUCGGAACUCUGGAUGAGGAACAAGAGGAAGUUAGUUUCUAUGACAUACGGGCACCAAAGAGUGUCAACCGUAACCGAGGAGACUACGUUCUACUGCUCAAGGUACCAAGUCUUCCACAGACUGAGCCCAACAGCGUCAAUUGGUUCGGCGAGGUCGUGGAUAUAGGCAGAAAUGGCAAAUGCACUGUAAGACUGGGCGCAGCCGAGCCAGUACAAGAGGUCGAGUGUGAGAUCACAGACACAGCGCCUGCCAUGAAUUUGGACGCAGAGGACAAUCCUCUUGUUGUUGGCGGUGAUGAAAACGGCGAGUUCCUCAGCGAUGGAAGCGAAGACGUUGACUUCGACAUGGAAGACUUCUCCGGGUCAGAAGAAGAAGAGGAGGAAAUCUGGUUCGAAGACGGGCAAGAUGUUCCAAUCGACGACGCCNNGAUGACUCAUGGAGCACAGAAGACGAAGACAACGACGAUUCAGACGCAAUGUCAACACAAGAUGAUACGCCAGCAACAGAACCAGUGCCCGCUUCAGCACCGAUCAUGCCCUCAACACAAGCAGCACAGAGCGGUAGUNGCUGCCGAUAAAUCGGAUCAAAUGAUGAAUAAUGCACCCGUAGAAGAUCUGCAUCUGUCCUCGUUACCGAAUGCGCCUGCAGCUUAUGAGAUCCUCGAAUCCGAGGUACCUUCGGGCCAUCAUUAUCUACUGCAAAGUGGUCCAACAUCCGCAAGCUACAUGAAGGGUGUGUCGAAGGAACACAAGAUUCUGAGCGCGCCUGGCGCACUCCCAGAAGGCGUCUAUGUACGAACUUGGGAAUCUAGAAUGGACCUGAUUAGGGUUUUGUUUGUCGGNCCCCUUGGUACGCCGUACGAGUAUGCGCCAUUCAUGAUUGACCUGCACCUGCCCUCUCAAUACCCAUACGAGCCCCCGAAGGCUUUCUUCCACAGCUGGACGGCAGAGGGCGCAGGCAUGUCUGGACGGGUCAAUCCGAACCUGUACGAGGAGGGAAAGAUCUGUCUCUCGCUACUGGGAACAUGGCAAGGCGAUCAGGCACGAAACGAGGCAUGGACACCACACCAAAGUACUGUGCUGCAAGUGCUGGUCAGCAUCCUGGGCCUUGUUCUGGUUCGCGAGCCCUACUACAACGAGGCAGGAUUUGAGCCGCUUCAAGGACUGUCGUCCAUCAACCAGAACAGCGUGGCUUACACAGAACGCACCUAUCUUCGUGCGAGAGCCUUUCUCAUUUCGCCAGUAAGUCGCCUAGGACGUGGCGAGAUAUCAGGCUUGGAAGGCCUCGAAAAUGUGCUGAGGUGGCUGUAUACUGAUGCUGAUGGUGCGAAAUUGUUGCCCAAAGCAAUCAACGCAGCACACACUAUACUCAGGAACAGCGAGGACGGUGCCAAGGUCGAGACUCGUGACGGACUGAGUGUGGUCAGUAGAGGAGCAGCGCUGCCUUUGAAGAGGGUUGUAGCCCGCAUGGAGCAGCUAGACCAGGAAGUGGCAUCACAACCCAAGGACUGA